GCAGGCACUUUGCUGGCUCUGGGCUCCCUCGGGGAUAUUUUUCUAUUGUUUAUAUCCAUUUUUGUAAAAAUUUAAUAUCGUGUUUCCUAGAAACUUUUAUUACUUUCAUACACUGGUUUUGAGAUUUUAUAACAACGAAACCUGGCAAGGAUUGGCUGUGGCUUGCUAGCUUGGGAAAACACUGGAUUUUCCCCCUCUCUCCUAUCGACAAGGCUGUUAAUGAGCCAGCGAAGACCCCGAGAAAGAUCGAUAAUACGACGUUUUUUAAAAAUAUAUAAUUCAGCGUAGUAAUAGCCGAUGCACUGUCUUCCCCGUGUUUUAAAGCGGUCGGUCGUUUCUACGAUAAACGCUGAAGAGAGCAUAGCUAACGUGAACGGCAGCCAGCCUCGGGAAGAAUGACGGCUGUUCAGCUGAUCAAUAUCCAAAGGUUAUUGGAAGCAGCGGAAUAUCUAGAAAGGAGAGACAGAGAGUGUGAACACGGAUAUGCUUCGACAUUUCCAUCAAACCAGAACACAAACUACCAGAGGCAAAGAAAAUUCCGAAAUAAGAAAUUCAGCAGUAACCACAAUAGGUCCACACAUAAUGAGCUGGAGAAGAAUAGACGAGCUCACCUGCGGCUGUGUCUGGAGCGGUUGAAGACCCUCAUACCCCUGGGACCCGACUGCAACCGCCACACCACCCUAGGCCUGCUCAACAAAGCCAAAGCACACAUAAAGAAACUUGAAGAUACGGACAGGAAGAGCCAGUACCAGCUGGAGUCUCUGGAGCGUGAGCAGAGGCACCUCCAGCGCCAACUGGAGCUACUGAGGGGUGGCAGCAGUGCUGUAGCCCAGACCAGCCCAGGGGAGGGGGAGAGGAUACGUAUGGACAGCGUAGGUUCCACCCUCUGCUCCGACCGCUCCGACUCUGACCAAGAGGAGAUUGAAGUGGACGUGGAAAGCACAGAGUUCUCCCAUGGAGAGCUGGACAGUGUAAGCACGGCCAGCACCAGCGACCUGGAUGACCACAGCAGCCUGCAGAGCAUGGCCAGCGACGAGGGCUACUCCUCCUGCAGUGUCAAACUUGCCUUCUCCUCCUAGAGCCCCCGCACCAUCAACACCACCACGACCUCCCUGCCAAACCCACCUGCCCUCCUGUCUGUUUAUCUGUUUCUCCACACAGCCAUGCCUACAGACAUACAUCCAUUCACCUCUAACGACGGCCACGCACCCAGCUAAUGGCGUUCCCGUCGCUCUUGCCUCUGGGCAUCGCCUCCUUCCCCUCCUCUCCUCCAGGUUGCUGUUGGAGGAGCUCCAGUGAGAGGUCUCACUCACCUCUGUGUAGAACUUUGAGCCGCCCCGACCAACCAACACGGACAGCAGGGACUUGAACACAGUGAUGUCAGACUGCCAAUUGGUUUUAAUCUUCUUUUUAAAGGAAGAUUAGAGACUUGAUUGAUAUGUUGAUAUGAAAAAUAUACAUCAUCUUGAUUUUUAAUCCCACACAAUUGUGAAACAAGGCAGUCACACCGUCGUAGCCA
Molecule: messenger RNA, 1519 nt
Organism: Scomber japonicus (chub mackerel)
Lineage: Eukaryota; Metazoa; Chordata; Actinopteri; Scombriformes; Scombridae
Gene: mxi1
Product: max interactor 1, dimerization protein
Exons: 6
Coding region: 396-1079 (227 amino acids)
Biological process (GO): regulation of transcription by RNA polymerase II
Molecular function (GO): RNA polymerase II cis-regulatory region sequence-specific DNA binding; protein dimerization activity; DNA-binding transcription factor activity, RNA polymerase II-specific
Source: RefSeq, a predicted model, not a curated record